CCGCCCCCUCCUUCCCUUGGGACUCGGGAGAGCCGCGCGUUGGGCAAGAGUGCGCGCGCGCGAGCGCGGGCUUGCUGGGGAAAUCUCCUUCCCUGGAAGCUGCGGAGUGUCCCUGACCUAGAGUAUCCCGGCGCCCUGCAAAAGCCACCAAAGCGUUAGAGUCCUUCUCUAAAGAAAAACGGCGGAUGAGAAACAAGAAGGAAACCCGUUUCCCCAGAGUCCUGGGUUUCCAAUGGUAUCGGAUCCUCCAGUAGCUAAUCUGGUAGGGACGCGCUUGGCCGCCGCUGGAACCUGAUCUUAGAGCGACGAUUGCGAGAGGAGGGAGGUGAGGGACUUGCGGACAAGAGUUGCACCUGGUCUGGGAACCUGCAAGGAGAACUGUGGGCAGGAGAACCGACUGGAUCGGAGCUAGCCGCCAUCCUCUGACCAUGCCCUGGUGAAGGGGGCGGACUUCGAGGGCAACUUGUCGCGGACUACCUGGGCUCAGCUAGCAUACGGGAAGACGCAGCGAGCCCGGAAUUGAACAGCUCGGCCCGGUGGGGGGCUGCUGUCUAUGUCUUCUUGGGGCACCCGGCGGAUCGGGGUCUCGGUUUUGCAGGAAGAGUCCAGUGUUGCUGGCUUCAGGUGGCUGACGCCACCACCGCCGCGGUCUCUGCAAGUGCUGUUUCCACCGUUGGUGAGAGGAGCAGAGACACAAGAGCGGGGAGACCUCAGAGGCAAAGAGGCAUCGGACAUGUGUCAGCACAUCUGGGGAGCACAUCCAAAGAGCCUGAGGGGAGAUUUGCUGAAACAAUUCAAACUGCGUUAUUGAUCUUGGGGGUGGCUGCCCCUGGCCGGCUGUCGGGUGGGAGCGCGAGUGUGCGCUCUCUGGAGAGUGUGUGCGUGUGUGUAUGUGUGUGCCGUGUCGGGCUCCCCCCUUCCCCCCCUGUUUUCCCGUCGAGUGAUGCACCUGGAAUGAGAAUCAGAGGAUGGAAAUAGUCUGGGAGGUGCUUUUUCUUCUUCAAGCCAAUUUCAUCGUCUGCAUAUCAGCUCAACAGAAUUCACCAAAAAUCCAUGAAGGCUGGUGGGCAUACAAGGAGGUGGUCCAGGGAAGCUUUGUUCCAGUUCCUUCCUUCUGGGGAUUGGUGAACUCAGCUUGGAAUCUUUGCUCCGUGGGGAAACGGCAGUCACCAGUCAACAUAGAAACCAGUCACAUGAUCUUUGACCCCUUUCUGACACCUCUGCGCAUCAACACUGGAGGCAGGAAGGUCAGUGGGACCAUGUACAACACUGGAAGGCAUGUGUCCCUCCGCCUGGACAAGGAGCACUUGGUCAACAUUUCAGGAGGGCCCAUGACAUACAGCCACCGCCUGGAGGAGAUCCGGCUACACUUUGGGAGUGAGGACAGCCAAGGGUCGGAACACCUCCUCAAUGGACAGGCCUUCUCUGGGGAGGUACAACUCAUCCACUAUAACCACGAGCUAUACACAAACGUCACAGAAGCUGCGAAGAGUCCAAACGGAUUGGUGGUAGUUUCUAUAUUUAUAAAAGUUUCUGAUUCAUCAAACCCAUUUCUUAAUCGAAUGCUCAACAGAGAUACUAUCACAAGAAUAACAUAUAAAAAUGAUGCAUAUUUACUACAGGGACUUAAUAUAGAGGAACUGUAUCCAGAGACCUCUAGUUUCAUCACUUAUGAUGGGUCGAUGACUAUCCCUCCCUGCUAUGAGACAGCGAGUUGGAUAAUAAUGAAUAAGCCUGUGUACAUAACCAGGAUGCAGAUGCAUUCCCUACGUCUCCUCAGCCAGAAUCAGCCAUCACAGAUCUUUCUGAGCAUGAGUGACAACUUUAGGCCUGUGCAGCCACUCAACAACCGCUGUAUCCGCACCAACAUCAACUUCAGUUUACAGGGGAAGGACUGUCCUAACAACAGGGCCCAGAAGCUGCAGUACAGAGUAAACGAAUGGCUCCUCAAGUAGGGAACUAAGCCAAGAAGAAUCCCACCUCAGUGAAGUUCUACAACUGUGAAUUGACGUUACCCAGAAUGCCCCCUCUUUCUUCCUUCUCUUUCCUCCCCUAAACCUCUCACUCUUUGGAUUGGUCCCUUCUUCAUGAAAACUGUUUGCAAAAUGUGUCAGAGGAGUGCAUCUCUCUCUCUCUCUCUCUCUCUCUCUCUCUCUCUCUCUCUCUCUCUCUCUCACACACACACACACACACACACACAACAGUACACACACAUCUUAUCACCUCCAUGAUGGGAAGUCAAGCCUCAGAAACAAAGGUUCAUUCAUCAAAGUCUUAGAAGAAAACAACCAGUUAACCUGAUUACAAUUUUGAUACUGUUUUCCUGAAUUAAUAACUCUAUCCAAUGAGACUUCUCAGCCUUUGUACAUACAAAAAUUCUUCCAAAAGAGAGAGGGGAGAAAACACCGCUCUAAAAGCAUCAAGUGGACUCUAUCUCAUCAUCCCUGACGGUGUCCUAAGAUACUCCAAGGAUGCUGGUGACAGGUAAACCAGGACAAAGCUGACCAAGGACACUUAUUUCUAGAUUACGAUUCUUCUGUUUACUCAAUGAUUUAAAAAGAAAAUAUUCAAAAAAAAGGACAGACAUCAAAGAGCUAUACGUUGUGUAUAUAUAUAUCACUGCAGACUAUAAGAAUGGAAUCAUUUCCCUAUUGUCACAUAACCGUACUAGGAUUUGCCCGAGAUCAGAAUCGAUCCAUUCACUGUUUCUUGUUUUCUGAAGGUCAUACAUUGUGUUUGGUUAUUGUUAACAGCCCAAUAAAUGUGUUUAAUGCGUUGAUUUCAUUUUUCUGGCUUUGGUCUGUUCUCCUUCCUGCCAGGCUAAACCCUAGCCCCACGCAGCUACCUUCCGGAUCUCCCGUGUUCCUUCAUCUCCAUGUUAUGUUCAUUUGCAGCCGGUUUUACUGAGUUUGUGGCAAGCAGGAAUGCAUUUGCUAAGCAAGUAUGCCUUUAAUUCCACCCCAUGGCUCGGUCAUUCAUCCCAGGUGAGCUUUGGCCUGAUAUAGUAGGCGACAGAUUCCUUGCGUUUCAAAACUGCCAUUCCCCGCCCCAACCCCUGUGAUGCUCCUGAAGGAAUGCACUUUGCCUUGUAAAUUCCUGGGAAAUUGGGGUAUCUUUUCUCUCCAGGUGCAGCCAGAUCCCACAAAGUACAAACGAAUGCCUUUCUUUUCUUGUUUAUAAUGGUCACUCACUGUGUUUGGUUACUGUCAAAAAAAAUCAAUAAAUGUGUUUACCAAGUUG
Molecule: messenger RNA, 3240 nt
Organism: Mesocricetus auratus (golden hamster)
Lineage: Eukaryota; Metazoa; Chordata; Mammalia; Rodentia; Cricetidae
Gene: Ca10
Product: carbonic anhydrase 10
Exons: 10
Coding region: 969-1955 (328 amino acids)
Molecular function (GO): zinc ion binding; carbonate dehydratase activity
Source: RefSeq, a predicted model, not a curated record